AACCAUUUUAUGCUAAUCGUGGGCCUUGGGAUCGAUUUUGUGUGUAAAGUAGGAUUUUCCUUAUAAAAUGUCGGAAAGAAAAGUGCUAAACAAAUAUUACCCGCCGGAUUUCGAUCCGUCGAAAAUCCCGCGCGUGAAGCUCCCGAAAAACCGGCAGUACACGGUGCGGUUGAUGGCCCCGUUUAACAUGCGCUGCGUGACCUGUGGCGAGUACAUUUACAAAGGAAAGAAGUUCAAUGCACGCAAGGAAGAUGUGGAAAAUGAAGACUACCUCGGCAUCCGGAUCUACCGGUUCUACAUCAAGUGUACCCGGUGCUUGCAGGAAAUUUCCUUCAAAACCGAUCCACGAAACACGGACUACGAAAUCGAGGCCGGUGCGACGCGUAACUUUAUGGCACUGAAGCUUGCCGAAGAGCAGGCCCGUCGGGAGGAGCAGGAAGUGCGGGAAGAGGAAGCCAACAAUCCGAUGAAGCUGCUCGAGAACCGAACGCAACAGUCGCGGAACGAAAUUGAGCUGCUCGAGUCGCUGGAAGAGCUGAAAGACUUGAACCGCCGGCAGCAGGACAUCGAUUACGAUAGUAUGUUGCAGCAGUUUGACCGCACGGAGAGCAUUCGGGAACGGGAGGAGCGCAUGGAACGACAGGAUGAAGAGUUUAUUAAGUCUAUUAAAUUUCAAAACAAACCUGGCGCCAAACGGAUAGCAACGGAGAUUAUCGUGGAGGACGUGAAGGAAGAGCAACCGGAUGAGUCACCCAGCUCAUCGAACGCUUCGGGAGCGAACGCAUCUACCUCAUCGGCGGCCCUUGCCAACAGUGCCAGUACCGCUACUGCAACACUGACUUCUGGCACUCCAUCGUAUGCCAGUUCGAAGGCACGAAAGUUGGACAGCUUCAGCAUUGGAGUGAAGAAAUCAUCACUGAGCAAUCUUAUUGUGAAGAAGAAACCGGUCACGACGGAUGCGGGGAAAGAGAUGCCAUCACCUAAGGCACCUCCACCGGCAGCAUCAGCAGCCGACAAGCCAGCCGAGGCGGACAAGCCGACUGCUGCGAAACCCGCAACCACGCCCGCUGGUGGUGGAGGCGGUAUCGGAAGUCUGGGACUGCUGGGAGCUUACUCAGACUCGGAGAGUUCGGAUGAAAACUAAGUUCAAACCCGCAAGCUUGCUGCUUUGUUGGCCAGGAUGUUGAAUAAUAAAUGCUUAACGUACA
Anopheles aquasalis is the source of this 1208-nucleotide messenger RNA. RefSeq names its product splicing factor YJU2. Lineage: Eukaryota; Metazoa; Arthropoda; Insecta; Diptera; Culicidae. Gene Ontology annotation, cellular component: U2-type catalytic step 1 spliceosome. Gene Ontology annotation, biological process: mRNA splicing, via spliceosome. The record is from RefSeq and is a predicted model, not a curated record.